This is a messenger RNA of Brassica oleracea var. oleracea, 447 nucleotides long. RefSeq lists its product as uncharacterized. Lineage: Eukaryota; Viridiplantae; Streptophyta; Magnoliopsida; Brassicales; Brassicaceae. The transcript is spliced from 2 exons. The coding region runs from base 1 to 447 and encodes 148 amino acids. The record is from RefSeq and is a predicted model, not a curated record.
AUGGGAGCUUGCGGAUCAAGUGAAUCUCGGAGAACAGACACAGCGAAGCUAAUAUUACCAGACGGAGCGUUACAUGAGUUUACAUCACCUGUAAAAGUGUGGCAGAUUUUUCAAAAGAAUCCCACGAGUUUUGUUUGUAACUCAGACGAUAUGGACUUCGACGACGCAGUUAUAGCAGUCGGUGGCAGCGAGGAUCUCCGGCCUGGAGAGCUUUACUUUGUUUUACCAUUAACAUGGUUGAAAUAUCCAUUAAGGGCAGAACAAAUGGCUGCUUUGGCGGUUAAAGGGAGCUCCGCGCUUACCAAAAGUGGUUGGAGUUGUGGCGAUGAUGGUGAGUGUAGUAGAGUUAAGAGAGUAAAAAGAAAUAGUUGCGGCGGAAGAGGCUGUGGUAGUGGCGGUAAAGGGAGGAGGAAGUUUACGGUAGAGUUGAGUUCGAUAGCUGAGUAG